This is a messenger RNA of Penicillium malachiteum, 405 nucleotides long. RefSeq lists its product as uncharacterized. The transcript is spliced from 2 exons. NCBI's taxonomy places the organism in Eukaryota, Fungi, Ascomycota, Eurotiomycetes, Eurotiales, Aspergillaceae. The record is from RefSeq and is a predicted model, not a curated record. The coding region runs from base 1 to 405 and encodes 134 amino acids.
AUGGCGAAAGAUUCCACUGUGGAGGAAACCAAGCAGACAAUCGUGCAGCGCUUCAGAGCUUGGGGUGAAAACUCCUUCCCGCCAACUCUGCUAGCUUCCCUCAUCACCGCGCAACAUGCACGCCCAUUCCAGUUCUUCCCUAUGCUCUUCCCUCCUAUCCUCAUCCUGACGAGCUAUGUGAACCUUCAAGGCUUCAAGACCGAGACUGCAGGUAUCACCGCCGCCUGGUCAGGCUUAUAUCUACUCUUGGCAAGCCGCCGGCGGCAGCCAUUAAUGAAGAAGUUCGGAGCUCGCGGAAUCGUGCGUGGUGGAACAAUGGCACUUUGCUUGGUCAAUAUGAUUGGCGGUGGACUUGCAUACACCCUUGGAAAGCAAGAGGCCGAAGAAAAGAAGGAGCAGCCUUAA